Monascus purpureus is the source of this 1509-nucleotide messenger RNA. Lineage: Eukaryota; Fungi; Ascomycota; Eurotiomycetes; Eurotiales; Aspergillaceae. The record is from the annotation of a GenBank genome assembly.
AUGACUGCCUGUCGCCCUUGGAAACCCAGAGCAAUAUUACCUGCUCUGGGUGUCAUGCUGGUCGUCUCCUUCAUUUCUCUCUACGGGCGCGUGGCUUGGGUAUCCAACCAACAACUCAAUCUUCCAAUGCAGGCUGAGGCCGAUGCUCCCCUUAGAACCCAACAGGCGAUAUUCUGGCGGAAUUUCCAGCCUCUAAUGGAGGAAUACAACCCAAAUUGCCCAUCCCCUUCGCGCGAGGACUCUGCCGGGGCUAUUACAUUCGAUGCCGUCAACCCACCCCAGCGACCGGAUGUGAUUAUCUUGCCAGAUGCCGACCGUGAGACCAUGCAGCAGGCACACAGCAGCUUCGUUAAUGCCAUUACGAACUCUACUAUUUUGCGUUCUGCUCAUAUUCCUGGAUCCAGUGGAAUCGUGUCCUCCGCGGGCAAAACUUACUUGCCUCUGUUCGUUACGUCAUUGAGAAUGCUCCGUCGCACCGGCUCAGAACUCCCCGUCGAAUUGUUCCUCAAGGACUCGAGCGAAUACGAAACCAAAAUAUGUGAGGAAGUCCUUCCGAGCCUGAAUGCACAGUGCGUGGUGCUUUCCGAUAUCUUGCGCCUUUCCAGAUUCAGAUCCACGGUCCAGAUCGCCCAUUACCAGCUAAAGAUAUUCGCGGUACUCUUCUCAUCCUUCGAGAAAGUCAUCUGGAUGGACUCCGAUUGCUUUCCACUUCAUGACCCCUCAGUUCUGCUCAACUCCGAGCCCUUCACAUCCAAGGGUCUAGUCACAUGGCCCGACUUCUGGGCCUCGACGGCUUCUCCGCUCUACUACAACAUUUCCCAACAGCCAAUUCCCCCAAUGGACGCUCGUGCGUCGUCGGAGACCGGUGUUUUCUUGGUUUCCAAACAGAGCCACUUCUUGUCUCUCCUUCUGGCUGCAUACUAUAACUACUAUGGACCAUCUCACUAUUUCUCCCUGCUUUCGCAAGGUGCGCCCGGUGAAGGCGACAAAGAGACCUUUAUCCAAGCAGCUUCCGCCUUGAACCAGGAUUUCUAUACUGUUAGUGAGCGAGUUGCACCUGUUGGGCAUCUUCAGGAAAAGGGAGGGAUCUCCGGGUCAGCCAUGGUCCAGUCGGACCCUAUCGAAGACUAUCGCCUCACGAGCCAGAAUAAGUGGCGCGUAAAGGAUAAGUCUGUUGCGAAGCCACCUCGGGUGUUUUUUAUCCAUGCGCAUUAUCCCAAGUUCAAUCCGGCAGACAAAUUAUUUGGGUAUCAAUGGGAAACGGCUCCGACCGUGAAGCCUGACGGAACUGACGGUCGCGCAUGGGUUGUUCCGAAUGAUGUGCUUGUUCGACUCGGGUACGAUGCGGAGAGAGCUUACUGGGAGGAGAUCAAGUGGGUCAGUUGCAAUCUAGAGCGCGUUUUUGAAUCCUGGAGGGAGGUUUCUGGAGUCUGCAGUCGAGUACAGGAGUAUUGGCUUAACGUGUUCGAGGAUCCGUCGGAGUACGUUCCUCAAUUUACGGAGAGCUAA